GAAGAAAGUGUUCUCUUGCUUGAUCCGCCAUUCAGAAGCCGGCCACUAAUCCGAGCUAGGCACGCUCCCAUCCGACGUCGUCCCAGCUAGCACAGCCAUUUCUGUUUCGUUUCUUCCACUGCAGUCAGAACCCAGAAGCAGAGGCCGCCGUUGCAAGCAUGCCGCCGAUGGAGGCCGCCGAGGACGUCGUCAUCGUCGGCGCCGGACUUGCCGGACUCGCGGUGGCUCUCGGACUGCACAGGAAAGGGGUGAGGAGCCUGGUGCUGGAGUCGUCGCCGUCGCUGCGCGCGUCGGGGUUCGCCUUCACCACGUGGACGAACGCCUUCCGGGCGCUGGACGCCCUCGGGGUGGGCGACAAGAUCAGGAGGCAGCACCAGCAGGCGCAGGCGCUACGCGUCAUGGCUUCUUCCACCGGAGAAAUCGUACAGGAAGUGGACCUCACGCAGCAGGGGAAACGAGGGCCCAACGAGAUCCGUUGCGUUCGGCGGGACCUGCUGCUGCAGGCCUUGGAGGAGGAGCUACCGAGAGGCGCCAUCCGCUACUCGUCCAGGAUCGUGUCCAUCGAGGAGGAGGACGGCAACGGCGACAAGGUCCUGCAACUAACCGAUGGUUCAGUCAUCAGAGCAAAGGUGCUCGUCGGGUGCGACGGGGUCAACUCCGUGGUGGCCAAAUGGCUCGGCCUCGCCACGCCGUCCUACUCGGGGCGCUCGGCGGCGAGAGGCUUCGCGCGUUACCCGGACGGCCACGGCUUCGAGCCCAAGUUCCUGCAGUUCGUCGGCCACGGCUUCCGCUCCGGCAUGCUGCCGUGCAACGACACCGACAUCUACUGGUUCUUCACCUGGACUCCUUCCGAGAACGACAAGGGCGUCGACGAGAGCGCGGCCAAGAUGAAGCAGUUCGUGCUGGCCAAGCUCCGGGGCUCCAAUAAGGUGCCCGCGGAGGCGCUGGCGGCGAUCGACAGGAGCGAGAUGAGCGACGUGCUCGCCGCGCCGCUGCGGUUCCGGUCGCCGCUGUCGCUGGCCACCGCGAGCAUCGCCAGGGGCAGCGCGUGCGUGGCCGGCGACGCGCUGCACCCGAUGACGCCGGACCUCGGCCAGGGCGGCUGCUCGGCGCUGGAGGACGGCGUCGUCCUGGCCCGCUGCCUCGGCGACGCCCUGCUGCCGCCGCCUGGCAGUGGCAGUGGCAGUGGCAGGGGCAAGGAGGACCGGGUCCAGGCGGCCUUGCGCGAGUACGCCUGGAUCAGGCGGUGGAGGAGCGUCGAGCUCGUCGCCACCUCCUACACCGUUGGCUUCGUCCAGCAGAGUGACAGCGCGGUCGUCAGCUUCCUGCGGGACAGGCUCCUGUCGGGAGUGCUCGCUCGAAGGCUUCUGAAAAUGGCGGACUACGACUGCGGCACGCUCGAAAGCUACUAGCCCCCUUGUACUGUUUCCUGUGUGUACAUCAGUACACUACACGUGUUGUGUUGUGCCUGCUGCUGGAAUAAUAUGCCUACUGUUAUGUGUUAUUAGUAGAAAAUUGUACUGC
This is a messenger RNA of Zea mays, 1524 nucleotides long. RefSeq lists its product as uncharacterized. NCBI's taxonomy places the organism in Eukaryota, Viridiplantae, Streptophyta, Magnoliopsida, Poales, Poaceae. The coding region runs from base 159 to 1412 and encodes 417 amino acids. The transcript has 6 exons. The record is from RefSeq and is marked validated. Gene Ontology annotation, molecular function: FAD binding.